Messenger RNA from Solanum tuberosum (potato), 794 nucleotides. RefSeq names its product desiccation protectant protein Lea14 homolog. Gene Ontology annotation, biological process: response to desiccation. The record is from RefSeq and is a predicted model, not a curated record. The transcript has 2 exons. The coding region runs from base 75 to 566 and encodes 163 amino acids. Gene Ontology annotation, cellular component: cytosol. NCBI's taxonomy places the organism in Eukaryota, Viridiplantae, Streptophyta, Magnoliopsida, Solanales, Solanaceae.
UUUGAAGCUAAAUAAAUAUCUAUUCCUCAAGCACUACAUAAAUUUUCAAUCUAGGUUUAAAAAUAGAAGCUAGAAUGGCAGAUUUCAUGGAGAAAGCGAUGAAUUUCGUGUCGGAGAAGGUGGGGAAUAUGGAGAAACCGGAGGCUGAUAUCACAGACUUUGAUCUGAAAAAAGUUAGCAUGGACAGCAUUUCAUAUCAUGCCAAAGUGGCCGUGAAAAACCCUUACUCUGUUCCUGUACCCAUCAUGCAGAUCUCUUACACUCUCAAAUGCUCCGGCAGGGUUAUAGUAUCAGGAACAAUUCCAGAUCCAGGGAAUAUAAAAGCAAAUGACACAACCAUUUUAGAUGUGCCAGUGAAGGUUCCUCACAGUAUGCUAGUGAGUUUGGGUAAGGAUAUUGGUAAAGAUUGGGACAUUGACUAUAAACUGGAAUUGGGUCUCGCCAUUGACCUUCCAGUCAUUGGGAAUUUCACAAUCCCACUCUCUCAUAGCGGCGAGAUCAAGCUUCCAUCACUCUCCGACUUAUGGAACGGUGACAAAGAAGAAGACACUGAAAAAGAGAUCUGAAAGUAGCGCGCUAAUAAUAAUAUUACUACUAACUAAUACUGUACUUUCAUUAUGGGUGUUUUUAUGUAUUUUGUUUGAUUUUCCAAAAAGCCUAAACCCAGUUUUGGGGUUUAAUUAAAAAUUACAAGUGUACUUUUCUUAUUUUGUGCUGCGCGCUACACUUUAUUUUUAGUAGAACCACAUGAUAUAAUUAAGAUAUAUAUGGCACGGAACAAAGGUUUUUAUGUG